AUGAAAAAAGUUUUAAUUUUAAUUUUAUUUUUAAGUUUAUUUAUAUGUUCGUCCUUUUCCCAAAAAUUCAAUGUUCCAUAUAAAGUUUAUGACUUUUUGCCAUCGCAACCUGGAUUUAAUAUCAACUAUACUAAAUAUUCAAAUGAUAAAUCAAUCAAAUCAACUGGUUUAGUUAAAAAACUAUUAAAUCCAAAAACUCAUAAACCUGAAUAUUGUUGUGGAAAUAGAAAAUUUAAUUUUAUUUCCAACCAAAAAGAAUAUGAUCAAUCUUUUAUGGGAAAACCUGGAAUAUCAAAAACUGUAAUCAAUACAUUCACUUUUAAUCCAGUCCAUUAUUCAAAUGGAAAAGUUAAAUAUGCUGUUACUCUAAAACCAUUUACUCCAAUUAAUGGAAAAGGUUGGAAUGAAGGUGUAUCUGGUGAGAAUAGAUAUUGGUGCAUUGAAGGACAUUAUAAAUUCAAAUAUCAAGUAAGUAAAAAAACAUCUGAUUUCUUUUCAUUGUAUGCAGGAGGUGAUUUAUCAGUAUUUAUCGAUGGUAAAUUGGCAUUUGAAUUUGCAGGUACUAGUAAUCCUGAUUCCGCAGUUAAUCAUAAAAACUUAAAUCUUGAAGUUGGCAAAACUUAUCCAUUUGAUUUCUUUAUGUGCCAAAGAUUUGAUCAAAAUAAACCAUUUGUUUAUCUCCAAUUUGAUACACCAUUUGUAUUUCAAUGCAAUAAUAUUCCAGGGGUUAAUGAUGAUGUUUGUCCACCACCAACAAGACCACCAACAAAACCACCAACAAAACCACCAACAAAACCACCAACAAGACCACCAACAAGACCACCAACAAGACCACCAACAAGGCCACCACCAACAGAACCACCAACAAGACCACCACCAACAGAACCACCAACAAGACCACCACCAACAGAACCACCAACAAGACCACCAACAGAACCACCAACAAGACCACCAACAGAAUCACCAACAGAACCACCAACAGAACCACCAAAAAGACCACCAACAGAACCACCAACAAAACCACCAACAGAACCACCAACAACACCACCACAAUGUGUACCUGAAAUAGAUUGUAAUGAUAAUAAUCCAUGUACAAUUGAUGCUUGCGCAUUCCCAUCAAAUAAAACUCCAGCAGGUUCAAAAAUUAACAAUUAUUGUACACAUACCCCGAUAGAAUGUGAUAAUUCAAAUAAAUGUAAACCAAAUUCUUGUAACGUUAAAAAUGGAAAAUGUGAACCAUUACCAGAAAUAAAAUGUCCACCAAAGAAAGCUAUUGAUUUAUUAGGAAUUGGUAUUAUUUGUCAAAAUGAAAAAUGUGAACCAUAUUCUGGUAAUUGCGUUCCUGAUUUUUUAAAAGGACUUUUAGAAAUUUUACUUUGCUAA
This is a messenger RNA of Dictyostelium discoideum AX4, 1383 nucleotides long. Its product is annotated as PA14 domain-containing protein. Bases 1 to 1383 code for a protein of 460 amino acids. The record is from RefSeq and is a predicted model, not a curated record. The transcript has 4 exons. Lineage: Eukaryota; Evosea; Eumycetozoa; Dictyosteliales; Dictyosteliaceae.